UCAAGGUGCGCAGGGCAUGCUGACAGCACCUGUCUCUCCUCAGAUGCCAUACAGGAAGAGGGCGUGUUUUUAUGACACACUGGGGGAAUGCUCAGCAGCUAGACCCAACACACACCAAUGAUUGUCCAAACUAACAGCGCAGGUGAGUCAGCCUCCUUAGCUGAUUGAUUUUAAUUUGGUAAAUGUAGAGAGGUGUAACUAGGGCGAGACUGAGAGGAGCCUUAUUUUCGUGCGAGCACUUGCCGACACUUUGACCUAUCUAUCAUCAAAUUCAAGAACAAACCACUCACAAUACAGCUCGCAGAUCUCGUGAAACAUGAAGGUACAGUUUCUGAUACCUGUGGCAUUACUCGUGUCUGUCGCUUUGGUUGGGGUCAUAAAAAUACGGCAAAAUGAGCAGGACAAGGAGGAAAAACGGAGCAAGUUUCUAGAAAUCAAGCUGCGGGUGACCUACGACGUGCUCGGAGAGUAUCAGAGCGAUACGGCAGAGACGGAGACCAAGCUGGAGAAGACCCAAACUGAGAUGAAAGCGCUGAUAGAGGAAGCGAACAUGGCCCAGGCCAAAGCCGAUAAGGCGAAGGGUGAAGUGGACGUCUGCCAGGGAGGCCAGAAAUUGGUAAAAGAUGGGCUGGGAUCAUUAGAGACGGAAAUAAAUAAUCUCAAAGCUGAACAUGAUAAGGAGAAGACCAGCUGGGCAACACAAGUGGAAACACAGAAACAGCAACUAGCUGCACGGAGCGCAGUGUGUGACUUUUUGAAAGCAGAAUCACAUAUAGCAGGCAAUCUGUGUGGAGUGAUUGAAGCACCUAAACCAGAAGCACCUAAACCAGAAGCACCUAAACCAGAAGCACCUAAACCAGAAGAACCUAAACCAGAAGCAGAGGCCCCUAAACCAGAAGCACCUAAACCAGAGGCUCCCAAGAAGAGAUGAGAUAACUCCUCCACCUCCAACGCUGAAAACAGAAAUAGGUAUUGAAUAAUCGUUGUUAACCUUGUCUGCCUCUCUCUUUCUUAGUGACCCUGCCUCAGGGAGGGAGGUAGUGAGUGAGCACUGACCAAUCAGAGAACACAAUUCUUUUGUUUGCCUAUCUCCAUAAAAGGUUUGGCUGUGCAGUUUGUAUUCUGGCCGAUCAUAAAGCUUCCUCAUGUAUUUCUGUUGAAGCUUUCAAUAAAAUGUUGUGUUUGUGUAAAAUUUAA
This is a messenger RNA of Perca flavescens (yellow perch), 1197 nucleotides long. Its product is annotated as neurofilament medium polypeptide. Lineage: Eukaryota; Metazoa; Chordata; Actinopteri; Perciformes; Percidae. The coding region runs from base 317 to 931 and encodes 204 amino acids. The record is from RefSeq and is a predicted model, not a curated record. The transcript has 5 exons.